UCGUCGGAGAAGUAGCGAUCUGGGUCAUCGACGAGCCAUCCGGCGCUUGGUCCGGCAAGCAUCCACUCCAUGGGCGCGUACACCGGCGGAGGAGGCGGCAGUUCCGCGGCAUCCGUGGUGAUGUUGGAUGCAGAGGCCUCAUCCUCGUACUCGAUCCCGACCCCUGCAGCAACCUGUUCGUCGACGGCGUUUGGUGCGGCAGCAGCCUCUUGGGGCAUGAACAGGACGUCUUCCUUGGGCGCAUCCGCCCUGGUACUCGGUCCUGGCGCUCCAGGGGAGUUGCUGCGGUGCACCCGGCGAUGACCACAGUGAAGGCGUUGGCGAUUGGCGUGGCGGCGAAGGAGGCCACCACCAGAACCGUAGCGACGAAGAGGAGCACGAUAUGGUGCAUUGCGGCGGCGGAGGCCGCCAUUCCUGUUCAGGCGACGCUGACGGCGGUGGCCGAAGUUCCGGCGACGAGUAGCAGCCGGACCAAAAGUCCGGUGAGGAAAACGGAAGCGCGGGUGUUCCCUGGCCACAAAUCGAGCGAAGGCGAAAGCAAGGAUCUUGAAAUUGGAUCCUUAAAUGCAAACAAGGAAGAAGAAGAAGAAUAUCUUAGUCGAGGAUCAAUCCAAAUGACCAAGAAAGAAGAUGGGUUCAACAAGCCUUAUACGACAGCGAGCCGACACGUUGAUCUCCCAAUUAGAUAACAAAGCAAUGCAUCACUUCCAUAUGAAGGCUUAGAAAACCUUAAACUGAUCUUAUUCAUACAGAAGUGAAGACAACAUGCAUGCUUGCACCACUUUAUUUAGUCCACCUUCCCAACGAUCGAGUCAAUAAGGCCGCGCUUGGAAUCGGUGUAAACAUAUACAAGUGUAUUUUUCUUACGGGUGUAUCUUACCGGCCAGGAGCGAUUUGCAGGGGGAAAUGAAAACGACGGAU
Triticum aestivum (bread wheat) is the source of this 921-nucleotide messenger RNA. RefSeq lists its product as uncharacterized. Bases 300 to 689 code for a protein of 129 amino acids. The record is from RefSeq and is a predicted model, not a curated record. The transcript is spliced from 3 exons. Lineage: Eukaryota; Viridiplantae; Streptophyta; Magnoliopsida; Poales; Poaceae.